Molecule: messenger RNA, 1200 nt
Organism: Coffea eugenioides
Lineage: Eukaryota; Viridiplantae; Streptophyta; Magnoliopsida; Gentianales; Rubiaceae
Product: peptidyl-tRNA hydrolase 2, mitochondrial
Exons: 8
Coding region: 214-825 (203 amino acids)
Cellular component (GO): mitochondrion; cytosol
Molecular function (GO): peptidyl-tRNA hydrolase activity
Source: RefSeq, a predicted model, not a curated record
GGCAGGGCAGUAGAGUAAUUUAAGUUGUAGACUUGUAGUCCAGUCAGUUGAGGAGUCCGGCGGCCAAACGCAACAAAACUUGACGACGACAUUCUUGUCGAUCGGCCGGGCCUAUUCUGCCAAUGCGCUGCUAGUUUAUUUUUAUCUUUUGUUGCAUCGAUUGAAGCAGGGAGACUCGGGGUUCUAUUGCCUGCUUCUUUUGCCCCAUUGGAUAUGAUAGACAUGACAUGGCUCAGUGCCUUCUUACUUGGAGCUGGCUGUCUUGCUUUCGGCUACCUCAUUGGCAUCCGACAUUCUGCUCGUCUAUUUCGUUCCACUGCAGCCUUAACUGACACUGGUACACCUAUCACUUACCGGAAAAACAACAACCAGCUCAAACCAGCCAUCGAGAUUGAAAAGCUAGCUGACAUACUUGAAGAUUUUAAAAUGGUCCAUCUCUGGUCUUCUCUGAAGAUUUGCGUGUCCUUACUUGCAUUCCAGCAGGCCCCAGUUCUGGUUGUCCGGAAUGACUUAAAGAUGGGGAAGGGGAAAAUUGCAGCUCAAUGCAGUCAUGCAACCUUGGGUCUCUACAAAAAGAUCCUUCAUCGGGCACCAAAAGCUUUGAACAGGUGGGAGAUGUGUGGGCAGGUUAAAGUGGUUGUGAAAAUUGAAAGUGAAGAUGAGAUGCUGGUUUUACAGGAAAGGGCAAAGGCACUCAGUUUACCAACGCACGUUACAGUUGAUGCGGGUAGAACACAGAUUGCACCAAAUUCGAGGACCGUGAUGUCUAUUUUGGGACCUGCUGACAUGGUGGACGAUGUUACUGGUGGAUUAAAACUUUUGUAGCGGAAUGGGAAGUGUUCACUUCUGGUAGACGAGACGUGCGACCUGUUUGAAGGACGAAUCUGAGCUGUAUCAAGCAGGUACAGACAGAAGGUCUAGCACUCCCGGCGGGGAGCGGGCGGUUUGAUGGCUGCUUUCUGACCUCGUCUCAAGAUGACGAUGACGAAAGAUUUCCCAUUCUGCGGGGAUAGAAUCUGUUCUUCUAGUCUGUGAGUUGCAGGUUUUCUUUUCUUGAUAAGAAAAUGUUGCAAAUAAGAUUGAUAUUGGCAUGGCUGUUCCUUGUCCAAUUGUGCCAAGAUUAAUGAUGAUUGAUAAAAUGUGAAAAAGUAAUCCGUCAAUGAAUUUACAGUUGAAAGGACACUUUGAAUGAAUGAGUCA